GGAGAGAGAGGAGAAGAGAAGAGCUUGUGAGGAGGGGGUAUGUUUGACCACCACUGCUUGCGGGUUAGGAUCAUCGAUAACCAUAAAGCGAAUUGCCUCGUGAACUUCCUACAAACGUUGUAAAAAUUCAAUGGAAAUUAGUGUUUGCACAUUGUCUCAUGCUUGAUUUAAUGAGCGCAAGAAAGUGAGGAAUAAAUAAGAAAAGUAGGCAGCUGCCAUUAGAGCAGCCAUACUCAAACAACCGCAGUGUGAUUGCGCGACGCGCGGUCAAAAAUGAGACUCUAAAUUCGGAUGAAACGGGUAUUCGUAAAUUUUAUUAAAUAGCUUUCGCAAAAGUUUAUUCAAUUUUCACGCAGAGACAGGGCAGGGGCAAAGUUAUUGAAAUUUUUGUGAGGCGAGGAGAAGCGAAGAAGCAAUCGCGCCGGAAGCAGGAAGCCGAAAAAGGGGCCACGACGAGAUGAGUACGAAGAACGACGUGAACAGGAGAGUAUUGGCGAUUCAGGCGAAAAAGAAACGACACAAGCCGGUGAAACGAAAGGGUAAAGGUCCUCAAGGUGAUCAGGACAAUCCCGGUGCUCAGUGUUCCAAAGCAUCCAACGCAAAUCAAAAUCAAGACAUUCGAUUGCAAAGACAGAAUUCCGGUGGCAACGGGCACAGAUUGAAUGCCAGCCACAGUUCAAGUAAUGAGACGAUCGAAGAUGACGACGAUGUUUACAGCAGUGAGGAAGAAGAACAAGAAGACAGCAGUGACUAUUGCAAGGGAGGUUAUUAUCCAGUCAAAAUAGGAGAUUUGUUUUUGAAUCGCUAUCACGUCACGCGCAAACUUGGUUGGGGUCAUUUUUCUACUGUCUGGCUUUGCUGGGAUCUACAGGAUAAACGAUUUGUGGCCCUGAAAGUGGUCAAGUCGGCAUCUCACUUCACGGAAACUGCACUUGAUGAAAUCAAGCUUUUAAAAGAUGUUCGUGACACUGAUCCUAGUGAUCCUAAACGCAACAAAACCGUCCAGUUGCUACAUGACUUCAAGAUAAGAGGCAUCAAUGGAUUGCACGUUUGUAUGGUUUUUGAAGUACUUGGACACAAUCUACUUAGACUCAUUAUUAGAUCUAAUUAUCGAGGGAUUCCAAGAAAUAAUGUUAAGCGAAUAAUAAGACAAGUUCUUGAGGGUUUGGAUUACCUUCAUAAUAAGUGUAAAAUAAUUCACACCGACAUAAAGCCCGAGAAUGUUUUAAUUUGCGUUGAUGAGUCCUAUAUAAGAAAAUUGGCUUCUGAAGCAACCGAACUGCACUCAUUGGGCUUGAAAUUACCAGUUUCUCUUAUAUCAACUGCGCCGAAGGAAUUUCAGGAACCAAUUAUUAAUGCGAAAAUGUCAAAGAACAAAAAGAAGAAAUUAAAAAAGAAAGCAAAACGACAAAAUGAACUUUUAAAGAAGCAAAUGGAACAAAUUGAGGAGAUUGAGGAACAAGUAAAACCAACGGACGAUGUCAAGGAAAAUGGAGACGUUGAGGUGCAUGAACCGAACAGUCCCGAUCAAGAUGUCACCACGGAAAGUAUGGAAGAUAACGUCGAAAGUAAAGAAUCUCCUGAUACAUCAGAACCAUCUAUUCCAUCUUUGCAUGUGAAUGGUGUCGAUGGACUGGCUGGUGGUGAAAAAAUUGAGAAUCAAAUGAAUGAACAACAGAAAAUUGAAAACGUCAUUCUGAGUGAUGUGGAGAAAAGUUGUGGAGAGGGUGUUGUGUCCCUUGAUUUCCCCGAGAAAGACGAAUGUAGUGAUGAUAAAAACGACAAUUUAUCUAAUAAGAAGGAAGGGAAACGAACAUCUGUUGCUCCACUGGAUCCAGCACUAGUGGACUGUGACGUUGAAGUAAAAAUAGCCGAUCUCGGAAAUGCUUGUUGGGUUUAUAAAAAAUUCACUGAAGAUAUUCAAACUAGGCAGUAUCGAUCACUUGAAGUGUUGUUGGGAGAUGGAUACAGCACAUCAGCAGACAUCUGGUCAACGGCUUGUAUGGCUUUUGAACUUGCAACUGGUGACUAUCUUUUCGAACCACACAGUGGUGAAGAUUACUGCAGGGACGAAGAUCACCUAGCGCAUAUAAUUGAACUUCUUGGCGAGAUACCUCGACGAAUCGCUCUUUCUGGAAAGCAUUCACGAUUGUUUUUCAAUAAGAAAGGGGAAUUGAAGCAUAUUACCGGCUUGAAGCCAUGGGGAUUGUGUGCUGUCUUGAUAGAAAAGUACGAUUGGUCAGCCAGUGAAGCGCGAGAAUUCGCUGAUUUCUUAACUCCAAUGCUUGAAUUUGAUCCGGAUUUACGAGCCACGGCAGCCGAGUGCUUAAAGCAUCCAUGGUUGCAAAUCAAGUGAUUACGUUUUCAUGUUGUUUUAAUCAGUAAAAAUUUCUAAUCGUUUUAUUGUCCCAAUGCAAUCAUAACCGAGAAUGUGAUAGGUAAUAAUAUUUACUGGAUAAUUUACUGAAAAUUUUCAUAAUCAUCAUUCAAUUAUUAUCAACUUUUUACCGAAAGCAAAAACGUUUGGUUAAAGUCAAAUCCCUGUGUCUCAUUAUUUUUUGUCUUCAUUAAUUUUAAAUUUAUUCAAUUUGACGAAUGAUUUAUUAUCAAACUUAUUAAAAAUGAUUUCAUCUGCCAAAUGAUGUCAAAUUUUUCCUGACAAUUUUUUGCUUUCUUUUAACAAUAAAAAUUUAUUUUAUACAUACAUUUUUUAGUAUUUUUUUUCUUUUAAUUAAAAACUGUACACAAUUCUACUAUUUUAUUAAGGAUUAGGAGAAAUGAUUUUUAAAAUUGUUAUCACAUUCCAUCCUUUAUUUUUUGAAUUGGCGUCAGUUUCUCGACUAUUUUGUCAACUAUCUAUCAAAAUUGUAUUGUCACUAAUGGUUAAAUUAAAUUUUCACUUCAUUUUCAAUCAUUCUUUUACAAUUCAUACUUGUUUUCUCUCGUCUGAAGAGAUAACAACACAAUCAAAACUAAUGCUAAAAGUUAUCGAGAUAACUCUUGUAAUAAUACUACAUUUUUUGUCAUUUAAGAUCUUUUACCCUCGUGUAUUAUUAAUUUGUAUAAACUUUGGUAAAGUAAAAGAAAGAAAGAAAGAAAAUUAUUUAAUUGAAAAAAGCAGAUGAAUGAUUUUAUAUUUUGUUGACACUAAAGAAGAUCGGUGCUGCUUUGCACACAGACUGAAGCAUAAUACUCAUGUGCGAUGAGCAGCGUUCUUAUUUUGAAAAAAUAUUAAUGUGUUGGGCGAGUUAUAUUAAAAAAAAAAAUAGAAAACAGUGUGUGACGACGAUACGUCAAACUUUUUUAAAUAAUGAAUCAAUCCUUCGAUUUUUCAAAUAACUGGACUAUCAUCAUGUGUUUUAUAAGACGUGAUUAAAAAACUUACUGCAAAUCUAAUUUUUAAAAUGAAGAAAACGCAAAUCGAACAUUAUUCAAAUGAUGAGCCAAAAAUAUAAAUUAUUGACACGUUUUUUCUGCAAUCGAAAACAGCACUUUGGCCGAAAAUCGUCGUCUCAUUUGUAAUUCAAAAGAAUGAAAAGAGAAAAGAAACUACAACAGAUAAUAAUAUUAAUGCGAAGAAAUUAAUGCGACUAGAAUUUAUAAAUAAUACAAUUUGUAGGACCACUGAAAUGCUUUGUGACGUCUCCUUCUUAUUUAAAAAAAAAUUAUUCCCAAAAACAUUUUUCGAAAAAAUGUCCACGGAAGAUAAUCCUUUAUUUGAGACAACUGAUCCCACAUAGCAAAGUCAACUAUGUACUAGAAAUAUUGAAAAAAAUAUAUAGUAUUUAACGGACGAAAAAUCGUGAUCCCAUACGUUAAGCUGCUCCCCGAUUACAAUCGUUGGACAAUUAACUAUGCAUUCUCUUAUCUUACUGGAGUUAACAAACUUUAAAGAAAUACUUCUAUGAAAAAUAGCAGUCGUAUAAAAUUUGUACAGUGAAUACAUUAAAUUACGUAAAAUUAGUUGGUAAUAAUAUUGUUUUACGAGGUCCGAUGAAAUCUAUUGCGUUUAGUCAAAUAAAACUCAGUUUGGCUUCAGUAA
Leptopilina heterotoma is the source of this 4042-nucleotide messenger RNA. RefSeq names its product SRSF protein kinase 3 (gene SRPK). Bases 458 to 2356 code for a protein of 632 amino acids. Gene Ontology annotation, biological process: protein phosphorylation; regulation of mRNA processing; spliceosomal complex assembly. The transcript has 6 exons. The record is from RefSeq and is a predicted model, not a curated record. NCBI's taxonomy places the organism in Eukaryota, Metazoa, Arthropoda, Insecta, Hymenoptera, Figitidae. Gene Ontology annotation, molecular function: protein kinase activity; ATP binding.